AUGGAUACCAUAUUAGCCAAUGCUUCACAGCUGAACCCAGUACUACUCGCAACCGACGAGGAUGAAUACGAUGGGGUCGCCAGAGAUGUUUUACAAGCUUUGAAAAAGAUCCAGAUGAAUGAUGCGAACAAGAUCUUAGAAGUGCUCGAACAACUUGACGCAUCCACAUUGACGAUACCAUACUUCUACCUCCUGCAUGGCCUACUCGAGAUCUUGUCUCCCUCCAACAAGCCAACGUCCAGAUCAGUACAUCCAGCUUUGUUGCCUGGAGGAAAAGCGUGGGCCGUGAUCACAGAAGGCCUUCUCAACUUUGACCCCAUACAGAUUAGAUAUGUUGGACACCAGCUAAGCAGGAUCGUCGAGGUGGUAUACUAUGGCGCAGAACAAUCGUCAAAUUUUGUGCCAGCUAUACAAGUAUUGCACAGCGUCAUACUUGGACUUGACCCUACCUCGUCAACCCUGACUGUCACCCACUACUACUUCGUCCAAGCAUGUUCGUAUACACGAGCAUACGUAGACGCAGCCUCAAUUCUCGAUCGACCAAUAUAUCACGUUCCCACGUCAGAAUCUAUGAAACCCUUGGAAAAGAGAUUGGCCAAGAACUUCUGCUCGGCUCAUGAGUCUAGCCUAGCCUACAUCAACCCACAAAGUGGUCUGUCUGGCAGGAUCACAUAUAGAACAUACCUCGAAUACUAUCUAUUGGGGGCUUUGUGCUAUAUUGGUUCAUCGCAAUGGAGAAAGGCAAAAGCUUUUCUAGAGGUCGUUCUUGCCACACCAACACAGCAGAAUGCGGCAAGCAUGCUCAUGGUCGAGGCUUACAGGAGAUGGGUUCUGCUCUGUCUUAUCAUUGACGGCGAGAGCCAGCAGCCACCAAGGGCAAUCAGCGCAAACGUACUGAGGCAUGUGCGAACGAUAGCCAAGCCGUACGAAUGCAUCGCAGAUGCUUUCAAGACUAACAACUACGAUACUCUGACUGCUGAAGUGCAAGAAGGCCUUGACCAGUGGACCAACGAUGCCAACUAUGGUCUCAUGAGCGAAGUCCUGCGUGCCUUCAGCAAGUUCUCCGUGGUUCGUCUCGGCAAGAUCUUUGCGGCUCUACCAAUCGAAGAGCUUGCACGACGUGUCUCGCCCACACCCGAAAACAUGCCAGGCUUCCUUGCCUAUAUCCAAGAACUCAUAUCGACAGGCGACCUCAAGGCCGAAAUUACCUCUGCAGAAGGAGACAGUCUUGGCACUGUCCGAUUUCUGCCACCCUCAGCAGCUCAGAAACCUGAGCCCCAGAUCGAACAGGAGCUUGCCGUCAAAGCAAGAGAACUUCAAGACCUACUUAGACACGUUGCCAACUACGAUCACCAACUUGAGGUCAGCAAGGACUAUCUGGACUGGCUGCAAAAAGCAAAGAAAGCCAGAGACCAAGAAAAGAAGGGAAAUGUGCCGGUGAAAGUUCCUGGUCUCAGCACAGGUGAUGUCGAUGAAGACAUGAUGGUAGAUUAUUGA
Messenger RNA from Lithohypha guttulata, 1497 nucleotides. RefSeq lists its product as uncharacterized. Lineage: Eukaryota; Fungi; Ascomycota; Eurotiomycetes; Chaetothyriales; Trichomeriaceae. The transcript is spliced from 2 exons. The record is from RefSeq and is a predicted model, not a curated record. Gene Ontology annotation, cellular component: COP9 signalosome. Gene Ontology annotation, biological process: ubiquitin-dependent protein catabolic process. The coding region runs from base 1 to 1497 and encodes 498 amino acids.